ACUGAAAGUCAAGCUUUAAUCUGGGCCAAUCAUAAUCUAAAAGAACAGUGUGAGCUACUAGAGUUAUUGCUGAUGUAUUUUAAAGAUUUUGAAGCUGAUACAGAUAUUUUUAUUUCACUUUUAAACAAAUUUAAGGUAAAACUGUGUCUACAGAGAUUAACAUAUUAUACAGAAUACCUUGAUAACAAUCAACCUAAUGAUCUAGUAAAACUGUGUCUACAGAGAUUAAUAUAUUAUACAGAAUACCUUGAUAACAAUCAACCUAAUGAUCUAGUAAACCUGUGUCUACAGAGAUUAACAUAUUAUACAGAAUACCUUGAUAACAAUCAACCUAAUGAUCUAGUAAAACUGUGUCUACAGAGAUUAACAUAUUAUACAGAAUACCUUGAUAACAAUCAACCUAAUGAUCUACUACCAACAGAACAAACCUCCGUAUUCAGAUUGACUAAUGAUAAGAAACCUUACGAACCCUAUGGUGAUUUAAUAUUAAUAAGUGAUUUAAUUUAUAAUAAGUUAUUAUGA
Messenger RNA from Lottia gigantea (owl limpet), 522 nucleotides. RefSeq lists its product as hypothetical. The record is from RefSeq and is a predicted model, not a curated record. Lineage: Eukaryota; Metazoa; Mollusca; Gastropoda; Lottiidae. The transcript is spliced from 7 exons. The annotation marks the transcript as partial.